This is a messenger RNA of Gambusia affinis (western mosquitofish), 4005 nucleotides long. RefSeq names its product olfactomedin-like protein 2A. Gene Ontology annotation, biological process: signal transduction. Lineage: Eukaryota; Metazoa; Chordata; Actinopteri; Cyprinodontiformes; Poeciliidae. The record is from RefSeq and is a predicted model, not a curated record. The transcript has 8 exons. Bases 200 to 2182 code for a protein of 660 amino acids.
UCUGUGGAGGACACCGGAUGAUGGAUGGUGCGCUCGGAUGAAGGCAGACCUCAGAGCGCGGCCCAGUGGCAUGCAGAGAUCCGCGCUGUGCGCUCCUGAAGCCCGUCACCUGCAUGAAGCGGAGAUGGAGUUCAGAUAGACGCACUUCUCCAGCCCUGCGACUGAUCGCUGUGACUUCCGCUCUGGAUUUGUGCACUUUAUGUUUAGUCGCCCUGAGAAAAUGUGGAGACUCACCAACUUGUUGACCUGUCUGCUGGUGUUGUGUAAGGACGCGUCCUCACAGAACAAGAUCUUUGGGGACACCGAGCCUGUCAGGAUGACGUCAGAGGGCUCCGACUGCCGCUGUAAGUGCAUCAUGCGGCCUCUGAGUAAGGACGCCUGCCUGCGGCUGCGCAGCGGCAGCGUGCGCGUGGAGGACUUCUACACGGUAGAGACGGUCAGCUCGGGGUCAGACUGUAAGUGCUCGUGCACGGCUCCGCCGUCCUCACUCAACCCCUGUGAGAACGAGUGGAAGAUGGAGAAGCUGAAGAAACAGGCCCCCGAGUUAUUAAAGCUCCAGUCUAUGGUGGACCUCCUGGAGGGAACCCUGUACAGUAUGGAUCUACUGAAGGUCCACUCCUAUAUCAACAAGGUGGUCUCUCAGAUGAACACACUCGAAGAGACCAUCAAAACAAACCUUACGCGAGAGAAUGAAUAUGUACGGGACAGCAUGACGAGCCUGACCAACCAGUUUAAAAAAUAUGAGAACUACUCCAACAUCAUGAUGAGCAUCAAGAAGGAGAUCUCCUCGCUCAGCCUGCAGCUGCUGCAGAAAGACGCGUCUGAGAGCAAAGCACAGGACACUCAUGAAGAGAAAGUCAAGCCUCCAGGAAAGGUAGCAAACAAAAAGACCCCUGCUGCCAAAACGCCUCCAAAGGCACCCAAAGAAAAACCAGUCAAGCCUAAGAAAGAGGUCAUAAAGCCUGGGAAACCGACUAAGCCCGACCCAACUCCAAAAUCGAAGGUGGUUGGCCAGCAGCCUGGAGUGGUGAGGAGCAUCACAUACUACAAGGCAUCUAAAACCGACCAAGAUGACCAAAGAGGAGACCACUCUGUGAAAACACACCCGGUCCAACAUCCAACGGAAAAUGAGCCUGAGGAUGGAGGGACUGAAACUAUCUUAGAGCCUGUUGAGGGAACUGUGGCUGAGACCUUUGACCCCACUACAGCUCCCACUGCUACCAUUACCACCACCACCACCACCACUACCACCACCACCACAACGUCCGCCACCUCAGAGCCCACUACUACCACUACCCAAAGCACGCCCCGGUCUGAAAGACCAGCUCCUACGAUUGUGCUGGUGCUGGACAACUCCAACAACAACAGUCGGCCCAGCCUCCACAGAGAAGGGAAGAUUCUCAACUGUGAAGGAACUCUGGCAUCCAUUGAGCAACCGGAGAAACAGCACAGUUAUGGGCGCAAUGAGGGAGCCUGGAUGAAGGAUCCUUUGGCUAAGGACUCCAAGAUCUACGUGACUAAUUACUACUAUGGCAACAACCUGGUGGAGUUCCGUAACCUGGAUAACUUCAAACAGGGGCGUUGGAGUAAUCUUUACAAGCUGCCCUAUAACUGGAUCGGGACUGGCCAUGUGGUUUAUAACGGAGCGUUCUACUACAACAGAGCCUUCACUAAGAACAUCAUUAAGUAUGACCUGAGGAUGCGAUAUAUGGCAGCGUGGACUCUGCUGCACGAUGUCGUCUACGAGGACACCAACCGCUGGAAGUGGAGGGGACACUCGGAUAUUGACUUUGCAGUUGACGAAAGUGGUCUGUGGGUAAUCUAUCCAUCUCUGGACUAUGACUACAACCAGCAAGAGCUGAUUGUGAUUAGUAAACUGGAUCCCGGAGACCUGUCCCUGAAAAAGGAAACGACCUACCGAACAGGCCUCAAGCGGAACUCUUAUGGAAACUGCUUCAUCAUCUGCGGUGUCCUGUACGCUGUCGAUGUGUACAACCAGAAAGAAGCUGAGGUGAACUAUGCUUAUGACACCCACACAAAUACGGAGGCAAUCCCACGUUUGCCAUUCACCAAUGAGUAUUCCUUCACCACCCAGAUCGACUACAACCCAAAGGAUAAGCUUCUGUAUGCAUGGGACAAUGGCAAUCAGGUCACAUAUCAGGUGAACUUCAUUGAGGAAUGAGCACUGGUCAUUUGUGUCCAGGCUUUCCAGGAUGGCAACAAGUUAGAGAAUUCUCAGUAUUUAUCAGUAAGAUCUGUUUUGGGGCCUCAGUCAGGCUUUACAGCCUUGCCUGAUGUGUUCCAAAGCAUGUUGUUAUACAAUUUCCCAAUCCUUACCUUGUUUUUGCACAGCUUUGGAUAAUAAAUUAUAACAAACUGAAAACAAUAUUAUUUUCCUGGUAUAUUGCCAAUCAGCUGACUACUGAAUACAACCUGAGGCAGAAAAUAUCCUUCUUAGAAUAUAUUUGAUCAGUUUUUCUAUUGUGUUGUCAAAAAAACCCUAAAACAAGACAAAAAAAACAACCAGAUAUGACCCAAAGCUGGUUUAUUUAGUAGAUAGUAUGCCUGUCACUCUAGUAAAUUUUGCUGGAUGAUAAAUUGCCCCAAAAACUAUUGAGAUAAACAACAAUAUUGUGGUUUGGAAACCAUUUUCAACUAUAUAUUGAUAAUGGCAAGUUCACCCUUGCAUUAUUGAGGACCAACUCAAUGUUCUUUACAAAAGAAACUCACAACAACCAAAAUCUAUAAAUCAAAAUGGAAAUAAACUCCACACUUAAAACUUAACAUCUUUAAUAAAUUGGAUUAUUUAGUCUCUAAAUAAAAUUGCCCUUCAAGAAAUAUUAAUCAUCAGAAUCAUUAGAAGCAAUCAAUUUCACAUUGCCUCAUAAAAGUGAUUGAUUGAUUGCUUAUUGUGACAGGUUCAGCAGCUACCACCAUUCUGGUAGCUGAAUGGUAUAUUCACUUUUAUUUACCAUAAAAGUAAUAAACCAUUCACUUUCACUUCACUUUUUACUGAAGACACUUUUACUGUCUUCACCAGGAGCAAAGUGGAGCCGAAGUCAAAGUCCUUGUUUGGGUGCACAAACUUUGUGAAAAAAAAAAAGCGGAUUCUGAUUCUAGCUGAACAUUCAAUCUUUGUCAAACAUCUCAAGAUAUAUGUACAAAACAAUGUUGCCUCAUUGGUGUAUCUUUUUUUCAUAUGUUCAACCCAAUCACACAAUCAUCAGAGGUUGCAUUUGUCAUUUACCUAAGAUAUCAGAUUGUCCCAUGGCUGUUCAGAUGCAUUCUGGAGGGUUUUUGUUUUAAUAAUUGAAAAAUGUUUUCUCUUUUUGGCAUUUAACUCAGCUGGUGAUGUUACUUCAGCCUGUUCUAGCAGACAGACUUCAGAGAAAGGUUUCCAGGGCCUAACCAUCAGUCAUGUCAUCAUUUUCCCAUCCCGUGACCAAACAUUUGUUCAGGAAUUUGCUUUAUUAUUAUCCAUGCAUCCUGUCUCUUCGCCAGAGAAAUGUCGAGGAGUGUGCUGAUUAAACUGAAUGAAAAAAUGUACACUUUACUUUUAUAUUUGUUCACAAUAUGAUUUGAUGAUGUAAUGAAUCUGUUAUUGUUUCUUCAUAUAAAAAGAUCCUGUUUUUACCAUGCCAAUAACCUUUUCAUAGCCACUGUAUAUAUUGUAAAUGAGCAUUCGAAUGUUUGCACUUCAAACCGGGAUCAUCGUGUUCUAACAAAAGUGCAGUUAGCCAUGUUAUUUUGUUUCAGAUUUACAUGUUUUACCACCCAUGAUGUAACGCUAACACAAAUCUAGAAUGUUUUUUGGGGGGGUGUCGGGGUUUCCUGCAGCAAUGAUUCAUAACCACAAUGUUUUUUUAAAAAAAGCUUAUUACUGAACUCAUGUCAGUAUCAAUAAAGUCAUUUGUUUAAGUCUACACAUAGAAAUAGAAGCAUAAUAUUGUGUUGAAACAAGUUGAGCAUGUGCUUGUGUCAUGAAAUAAAAUGUUCACUCUGAAA